GGUAGCGCUUGCAGCAUGGCUGACCAACUGACGGAAGAGCAGAUUGCAGAAUUCAAAGAAGCUUUUUCACUAUUUGACAAGGAUGGUGAUGGAGCUAUAGCAACAAAGGAAUUGGGAACUGUAAUGUGGUCUCUUGGGCAGAAUCCCACAGAAGCAGAGUUACAGGACAUGAUAAAUGCAGUGGAUGCUGAUGGUAAUGGCACAAUCGACUUCCCAGAAUUUCUGACAAUGAUGGCAAGAAAAAUGAAAGACACAGACAGUGAAGAAGAAAUUCAAGAAGCAUUCCAUGUGUUUGAUAAGGACGGCAAUGGCUAUAUUAGUGCAGCAGCGCUUCGCCAUGUGAUGACAAACCUUGAAGAGAAGUUAACAGAUGAAGGGGUUGAUGAAAUGCUCAAGGAAGCAGAUAUUGAUGGUGAUGGUCAAGUAAGCUAUGAAGAGUUUGUACAAAUGAUGACAGCAAAGUGAAGAUAUUGUACAGAAUGUGUUAAAUUUCUUGUAUAAAAUUGUUUAUUUGCCUUUUCUUUGUAACUUA
Myotis myotis is the source of this 532-nucleotide messenger RNA. Its product is annotated as calmodulin-like. The coding region runs from base 16 to 465 and encodes 149 amino acids. Gene Ontology annotation, molecular function: enzyme regulator activity; calcium ion binding. The transcript has a single exon. The record is from RefSeq and is a predicted model, not a curated record. Lineage: Eukaryota; Metazoa; Chordata; Mammalia; Chiroptera; Vespertilionidae.